This is a messenger RNA of Pecten maximus, 777 nucleotides long. RefSeq names its product nucleolar complex protein 3 homolog. Gene Ontology annotation, cellular component: nucleolus. Gene Ontology annotation, molecular function: chromatin binding. Gene Ontology annotation, biological process: DNA replication initiation. The transcript has 6 exons. Lineage: Eukaryota; Metazoa; Mollusca; Bivalvia; Pectinida; Pectinidae. The coding region runs from base 304 to 777 and encodes 157 amino acids. The record is from RefSeq and is a predicted model, not a curated record.
CUACAAUAACUUACACUAACAUCUGUAGGAGUUGGCAGACCCUGAUCUCUACAAUAACUUACACUAACAUCUGUAGGAGUUGUCAGACCCUGAUCUCUACAAUAACGUUUUGUUAUACAGACACUGUCCUAUAGGGAGUCGCUGCACUGUGUACAGACGGCGUUCAUCAUUUUGUCCGGACAGGGAGCCGCACUGAACAUUGAUCCUAUCACCUUCUACACCCAUCUAUACAAUACACUGUUCAAGGUCCAUGCAGGGUCGUCUUGUGAAGAUAUCCCUAUCAUCCUCAAUUGUCUGGAUGCCAUGGUAACAAGAAGGAAAAGGCAGAUUUCCCAGCAAAGAGUUCUGGCAUUCAUCAAGAGACUGUUAACCCUGGCCCUGAUGCAGUGUCACGAGGGCAGCCUUGGUUUACUGUUAGCUGUCAGGAGCUUCAUAUUGACCUACAAAUCUAGUGAGAUGCUCUUUGAUAAUGAGACUCAGGGGAGUGGUGUCUUCCUGCCAGAGUUGGCUGAUCCUGAACACUGCAAUGCACACAACAGUAUGUUGUGGGAGCUACCACUGUUAAAGCGUCAUUACCAUCCAUUGGUUAGACAGAUCAGUAGCCAUGUGUCACUACUAACCCCGACUACAGGAGAAGGACAAUUAGCCACGGACCUCGCACGAAAAAGUCCUAAGGAGCUGUAUGAAGCACAUCAAACCAGAGAGGAGCUCUUCUUUCCAAUGCCACCAAAGAAAUCCUCCUCAAAAAACAAAACGCUACACAACAAGGUACCAUAG